AAACGUGUAUGUCGUCAAAUUGAUAACAAACUGAAAUAAUUAGAGUUGCAUUAAAUUUACUAUUUGAUAAAAAAAGUUCAUAAAAGUAAAAUUCUUUACAACUAAAUUAACUGUAAAUAUGUAAUAUUUUCUUCACAUCUUACUAUAAAUAGCAAUGCACCAAGUGAAGUUACAACAAGUUGCUAUUAUUCACCAAAGAACCGCGAUUUUUAUUUCAACAAUUAAAGCAAACAUGAAGUCUAAUAUCAUCUGCUUGACCAUCUUGUCAUUGGCUGUAGCCGGUGUUUUAUCCUGUGAUCCUGAUGGCAAUAAUGAACCUCAGUGUUCUAGAAACAAUUUAAAUAUACCCAUUCGUAACUUCUGGGACCCCACUCACUACUGGUUGUGUAAAUCGGCCGGUGCUUCUGCUGAGUCGGUACGUUGUCCUGAUUCUCAAGGUUUCGAUUCCGCUAAGGGUGAAUGUGUUUCAUUCGAAGAAUGGAAGUGGGUUGAACCAUGUCCAGAAGCCGCUGCUUAAUAAAUAUUAUAUACUUGUAAAAUUUAUUAAAAGAAAAUAGCCAAAUAUAUAUAUAGCAGAUUUUUCCAGCAGUAA
This is a messenger RNA of Lucilia sericata (common green bottle fly), 592 nucleotides long. RefSeq lists its product as uncharacterized. Gene Ontology annotation, molecular function: chitin binding. The transcript is spliced from 2 exons. The record is from RefSeq and is a predicted model, not a curated record. NCBI's taxonomy places the organism in Eukaryota, Metazoa, Arthropoda, Insecta, Diptera, Calliphoridae. Bases 155 to 517 code for a protein of 120 amino acids.